Molecule: messenger RNA, 709 nt
Organism: Exserohilum turcica Et28A
Lineage: Eukaryota; Fungi; Ascomycota; Dothideomycetes; Pleosporales; Pleosporaceae
Exons: 3
Coding region: 1-612 (203 amino acids)
Biological process (GO): small GTPase-mediated signal transduction
Molecular function (GO): GTPase activity; GTP binding
Source: RefSeq, a predicted model, not a curated record
AUGGCCCAACAACAACAAAACGGCGAGCCCGUAAUGCGCAGGAAACUAGUCAUUAUUGGAGACGGUGCUUGCGGCAAGACCAGUCUGCUCAGCGUCUUUACCCUAGGUUACUUUCCAACGCGAUAUGUCCCAACCGUCUUUGAAAACUACGUCACCGACUGCAGAGUAGACGGCAAGUCGGUACAACUGGCCCUCUGGGAUACCGCUGGACAAGAAGACUACGAGCGCCUGCGCCCACUGGCCUACAGCAAAGCACAUGUCAUUCUCAUUGGCUUUUCGGUCGACUCGCCCGAUUCCCUCGACAACGUCAAGCACAAGUGGGCCGAAGAGGCGCGCGAACGCUGCCCAACCGUUCCCAUUAUCCUCGUCGGCCUAAAAAAGGAUCUCCGCGAUGACCCGCUAGCCCAGGAAGAAAUGCGCAAGAAAUCCCUCCGCUUCACCACGACCAAGCAGGGCGCUGACAUGAAGGAAAUGAUUGGCGCCCGCAAAUACCUCGAGUGCAGUUCGCUAACGGGCGACGGCGUUGACGAUGUCUUUGAAGCCGCAACCCGCGCUGCUCUCCUGUCGGUCGACAAGAAGGAGAAUCCUGGAUGUGGCUGCGUCGUGCUAUAGAAGCCCAUCCAUUCGCCUUGCAAGCAACCUUUUUUCCACCAUAAAAUAAGCAUUGGGCGGAGUACACAUGGAGUCUAUAUAUAUAUAUGUAUGCAAC